UAGACCAUUAAUAUUUACACUAAGUCUAUGUGUACAGUAGGUGGCGGUAAAAGUUGUUUGCAUUCCGCCAUUAAAUAAGAGAAGAAGAAGAAAAAGAAGAAGUCGGCAAAGAAGAAGACAGUUGUAUUUUCAUGGAAACUGAAAGCAAUCACGGGGCUCUUGACAAGGCAACUCUGACAGAGUCACUGGUUUGAGCCGGAAGCAGAGCUGUAAGGAACAGCAGGUGUUGACCCAUACGGAGGCAGGACGGGAACUGGUUUACCUGUGCAGAGAAGGAUCAGAGAAAAAGAAGAAGGACAGGAAGAGGGCUGCAGAUGGCAGGUUUUCUGGAUAGCUUCCGCUGGCCAGAGUGUGAAUGCAUCGACUGGGGGGAGAGGAGGAACGCAGUGGCUUCUAUUGUCUCUGGAGUUCUGGUCAGUGGCUGAAAUAUUGGAGUUUCUUCACAGGCUGGUGGAUCAUGAUUGACGCAGCAGUGACGUAUCCAUCUCAGGAGCAGAUGAACCAUGCAUUCCACACAUGUGGCGUCUUCUCCACCAUAGCAUUCUUCAUGAUAAAUGCAGUUUCUAAUGGCCAGGUGAGAGGAGACACAUAUGGAGAAGGCUGCCUUGGCCGGACAGGAGCUCGUCUCUGGUUGUUUAUCGGCUUCAUGAUGAUGUUUGGCUCGCUCAUCGCUUCCAUCUGGAUCCUUUUCGGUGGCUACGUGGUGCCAAAGAAAGAAGUGGCCCCCGGGCUGGCUGUGUUCUUUCAGAACGCCUUCAUCUUUUUUAGCACUCUGAUCUACAAGUUUGGCAGGACUGAAGAUUUAUGGGGUUAGAGGGUCUGUCUUAUUACUGUCUCUCUGUCUCUCUCUCUUUCUCUCUCUCACCAACACACACACAUCAGGCAUAUAGUGUGUUGUAGAUACUUUUAGUAGUUCUGCAUCCCUUGUCAUGUGUUUCCUGAUACGGAAAUAGUUGUUCUGUCCUUGCUUUGGCUACAUUUGCAUACUUCUAGUUUUUCUCAUACUAUCUGUGCUGCUCUUGAGGAAAGUUAUUUUCAAUGUUUGCAUUAUAAAUGAGGGAAUUCCUUUGUUUGUUAUCCAAAACUAAGAAGCUAGGUUCAGGUCAUUGUUAUCGUAUUUCAGAUGUAUCUUAAGGAUCAUGUGUCAACUCAUGUCAGCAUUUGUUCAAUGUGUAGAUGGUUACAGUGUAAGUUUACUGUAGUGGAUCAGAAAGGGAAAACAGCAUUUGUUCUGGGCCGGACUGAUUUAUUUACAUAAGUACAAUUUGAAGUGGCUGUGAGUCUUAACCAUGGCCCUUUCUGCUGUCUCUACUUAUUAUUUUUUAAUGUAUUUCAGAUGAUAUGAGUUUUUUUCUUUCAUGGGUCUGACUCAUAUUGGGGUUUCCUUUUGACAUGUUAGUCUCUGCCUCAGGAGGAAGUGUUUUUUACACUGUCUGUUUUGUUCUCUUGUACUUGGUCCUUGUUUAGCUCUUCCAGAACAUGUUGUGUAAAGUGAAAUGCAAGUAUUCUGAUGUUUUUUUAGUAUAAGUAUAAAACAAAUUUUGUGAAGUCAGACUGCUGUAGGAACAGUAUUAAAGGACUUGUAAUGGACUAAUUUACAGUAUUUGCUACAGUAUUACAUAUAGACAUGGGCAUCAGACAAUUUUUGAAUGUUUUUUUAAGCUUAUAAGGUGGAGUAAAAAUACAAUCUGGGAGUUUGGGGUUAUUUCCCAUCUUCCGUUCAAACUUUUAAUCAUUUGUGGAUCUUGUAAAGAGCUUAAAAUGUGAAAAAUAAAGCACAUUGUUAAUUGGA
Molecule: messenger RNA, 1792 nt
Organism: Etheostoma cragini (Arkansas darter)
Lineage: Eukaryota; Metazoa; Chordata; Actinopteri; Perciformes; Percidae
Product: transmembrane protein 50B
Exons: 7
Coding region: 356-814 (152 amino acids)
Biological process (GO): late endosome to vacuole transport via multivesicular body sorting pathway; protein targeting to vacuole
Source: RefSeq, a predicted model, not a curated record